CACAACAACGGAGCAGUUGCCACAGACGACACACCAGAAACCAAAGAAACAGCGUACAAGUAAGCGAGCCAUCAAGCGGAAGUCACUGAAUCAGAAGCCAACUAGCACCAGCAUAUACACAAACUAACUACGCUCAGCGAGUCACGCACACACACACACACAACAGAACUAGCUAAGUGUUAGUGCGAUAAGGUUAAGAGCGCGCUCACACAUACACAAGCCGAACUCAUACAGAUACAGUCAGCACCACUUUUGUGCCUGGGAAGUCGAGUGAAAGACACUUUGGAAAUUGAGUUGCUCGCGAGUAGCCAAACCAGAAAUCAGUUUGAGUCGAGACGUUGUCCGAGUAACAUUGACAGCUAGUGCGGACGUCGAGUGUUCUAUAAAAACAACAAGAGUCGUCAUCAACUCGUUAAAGCAAAGACGUAAUUUUGAGAUUUAAGAACUAAGUUCAGUGAGCUAACAAAAUUUAAGCGGAGAAAAUCCAGAGUUUAUCCAAACAAGUGAAUAUACAAACAAAUAUGUCCUCCAGAUCGGCUUCGCCACUGAGCAACGUGACGGUGGACGACGAGAUAAGCAUAAAAGAGCACGAUUUUGCCCCAGAGUACCUGGUCAUCAAAGAAGAACGCGAGAGCAGCAUUUCGCCCAUAUUGACACCGCCGCACACGCCGACGGAAGAACACACACGCGCACGCCACCAACAGCCAACACACAUGAGCAGCAUAACGCUCUACGAGAUGGAGCAACAACAAUUGCAGUCACAGCAACUGCAGUUGCAACAACAACAACACCCACAGAUGCCACUGUUGCAGCCGCCGCCACAAGCGCAGCGCCGUCCCUAUCCCACCGCCAUGCUAGAAGCACAACAAUUGCAGCAACAGCAGGCGGCACAGCAGCAGCAGCAGCAACAACAGCAUCGUUUGUGGUUGCACAUGCAGCAGCAGCAGCAUCAGCAGCAACAAGCCGCUGCCGCCUAUGCUUACGGUCAUGCGGCGCAAUUUUUGCCCGGUUCAACGGUGGCCGCCGACGCGGUGCAACAACAUCAGGCGUUGCUCAUGAACCAGUGGCUGCGCAGUGCCGCGCUCUACCACCAGCACCCGCACGCACCGCAUCCACACGCAAUGCCAGCAGGCGCUGCUGCACCCCAUAUGCGCCCCUAUCCCGCGCUCCACCCACUACAUCCCGCCGCACGCCUCGGCCUGCCCGCGGCCAUGAAGUUGGCCGGCGCUACACCCGGUGCCGGCAGCCGCCCAAAGAAGCAGUUCAUUUGCAAGUACUGCAAUCGCCACUUCACCAAGUCGUACAACCUGCUCAUACAUGAACGUACACACACCGAUGAGCGGCCGUAUUCGUGCGACAUUUGCGGCAAGGCAUUCCGGCGACAGGAUCACUUGCGCGACCACCGCUACAUACACUCCAAGGAGAAGCCGUUCAAGUGCAGCGAUUGCGGCAAAGGUUUCUGCCAGUCGCGCACGCUCGCCGUGCAUAAGGUCACGCAUUUGGAGGAGGCGCCACACAAGUGCCCCAUCUGCCAGCGUAGCUUCAAUCAGCGCGCCAACUUGCGCAGUCAUUUGCACAGCCAUACCGAGGCGCAAUUGGCCGCGAUCAAGCAGUGCAGCAGCGAUGCCAAGUGCAGUGACUUGACCAUGUCACCGGAUGAUGUGCCAACAACAACGCUGAACAGCGCGCCCAGCAGCACCGCGACAACACCCAUACUUGAUCUCUCCGCCUCGGGUGUGCAGCGUAUCAAUUGCUGUCAGCGACCGAAGCGCGCGCUUGGUUUCAGCAUUGAUGAAAUCAUGAGCAGGUAGACGGUCACAGUCGCAGCAAUUGCAAAUAGACAUUGGUGCAAGUUAGCAGAGCGCGGCAGCAGCGACUGUGAAAAGUUCGCAAUGAAGGCUGCAAGUUCCCAAACGAGCGCUGCGGCGGCGACGGAAGGCAGUUGGCUUGUCAUGUACAUAUAUAUGGCGGCGGCGCGUUACGUUCCGGCAUGGACGGCCACAGCCCGCGGCUGGACGAGCGGUGGCGACAAAGGGCCGCAUGGCGGCUGCGCUUCUGGAUUCCCGAUCCGCUGCAGGUUGUCGGCCAUUCAGUGUUCACAACAAAAGUUCCCAGUUAUGACCCGUAAAGAGGCUGUUUUGUCUCAUGGUUGGAGACACUAACACACACACACACACACACACAACUUAAUUCAAGUCAUCAUUACCCAUUAGUUAAAUGCAUAGUGAAUCACAAACACACAAACUCACAAACAUGAAGAAAUGUUUAGGUUUAGCCACAUAGAUUUAUUUAAACUAAAAUAAAAAUACAACAACAUAAAGUAAAAAUGCCAAAGCAAAAGUAUUUAUGGAAAGGCCGUUUCGCGCGUUUCACUUAAUUUAUGAGCGUCUUCGACACAAGCGAUCGUCGUCGGCGCAAGAGAUAAACACACCGCACCAAGCACCUUUGCAAAUGCACAUGAAUACACACGCAACUGUAUGCAUGUAUACAUGUAUGUAUGUAUGUACGUAGGCCAGUUAUAGUAGGUACAAGUUAUUUUAAUUUAAAUUGUAUAAAUGUUUGUAUGUAAUUUGUUAUAUGAUAAAUUAGCGAAUUUUUUGUUUCUCCAGUUUUUGCUGUACCUAAUAGUUGUAGGUUGUAAUUUAGAAAAAAUCGCCGAUUUCACGGCUUCAUAGACUGCUUUAUUUAUACUUAAAUGUAUGUAUGUAUUGAAAAUAUUCAAAUCAAAU
Bactrocera neohumeralis is the source of this 2729-nucleotide messenger RNA. RefSeq names its product protein odd-skipped (gene odd). Gene Ontology annotation, biological process: regulation of transcription by RNA polymerase II; embryonic hindgut morphogenesis; embryo development. Lineage: Eukaryota; Metazoa; Arthropoda; Insecta; Diptera; Tephritidae. The coding region runs from base 522 to 1811 and encodes 429 amino acids. Gene Ontology annotation, cellular component: nucleus. Gene Ontology annotation, molecular function: RNA polymerase II transcription regulatory region sequence-specific DNA binding; DNA-binding transcription factor activity, RNA polymerase II-specific. The transcript is spliced from 2 exons. The record is from RefSeq and is a predicted model, not a curated record.